Messenger RNA from Phodopus roborovskii (desert hamster), 1522 nucleotides. It is a transcript of the gene Stap2, whose product is annotated as signal transducing adaptor family member 2. Gene Ontology annotation, molecular function: signaling adaptor activity. The record is from RefSeq and is a predicted model, not a curated record. NCBI's taxonomy places the organism in Eukaryota, Metazoa, Chordata, Mammalia, Rodentia, Cricetidae. The transcript is spliced from 13 exons. Bases 78 to 1307 code for a protein of 409 amino acids.
ACUCCCCAGGAACCUGUUUAUCUGCUUCCUGGCCAGGCUGGGGCUCCUACUGGAAGGACAGGGGACCUGGGCUGGACAUGGCCUCAGCCCUGAGCCCACCCCGGGGCCCCAAGCCCAAAGGCGUGCCACCUUCACACUACUAUGAGAGCUUCCUAGAGAAAAAGGGACCCUGCGACCAGGAUUACAGGAAGUUCUGGGCAGGCCUCCAGGGUCUAUCCAUCUGCUUCUACAACAGCAAUCGAGACUUUCAGGCCCUGGAGAAGCUGGACCUGAGGCUGUUCUCAAAACUUAAAGAUGAGUCUCCAUGGGGAAGCUCAAGGGACACUAGCUAUCACUUCAGCCUGGUUCUCCGGGACCAGGAGGUCAAAUUCAAGGUUGAGAGCCUGGAGUCUCGUGAAAUGUGGAAAGGAUUUAUCUUGACUGUGGUAGAGCUCCGCGUCCCAUCUAACCUGACCCUACUGCCCGGACACAAGUACAUGAUGGCCGAGGUUCUGACCAAAGAAGAGGCGCGGCGGGCGGCCGAGGUGCCCUGGUGCUUCCUGCAAGUGAGCCGGCUGGAGGCGCAGUUACUCCUUGAGCGCUACCCCGAGUGCGGGAACCUGUUGCUGCGUCCUGGAGGGGAUGGCAAGGAUGGUGUGUCUGUCACUACACGGCAGAUACUCAACGGGUCGCCAGUAACCAAGCACUACAAGGUGAAGCGGGAGGGUCCUAAGUAUGUGAUCGACGUGGAAGACCCGUUUUCCUGCUCCUCACUGGAAGCUGUGGUCAACUAUUUCGUGACACACACUAGGAGGGCGCUGGUCCCCUUCCUGAUGGAGGAGGACUAUGAGAAGGUUCUAGGCUUCGUGCACUCGGAUCAGGAGAAUGGUGAGAGUGUAUGGGCAGUGUCCUCCUCUCCGGGCUCAGGCCCUGCAACCCAUGCUAAUGUCCCGAAGCCACUCCCACCUGUGUCUGUGUCCAGCCAGGAGGACAGACUGCCUCCACUACCUCCCCUGCCUCAGUUACAGGACCAGGAUGAGAACUAUGUGACCCCCAUUGAAGACUCCCUAGCAACUGAGUACAUGAAUCAUGAUGUGUCUCCCUCUAGUCAGCCAGUUCCCUUGAAGCCCAAGAAACCUGUGAAGCUCCCAGCAAAACCCCCGAAGCCACCAGUUGUGCCCAAACCGGAUCUCAAAGCCAUCAAUAGUGUCUGGGCCAGGAAGCCGGGUGGCAGCUCACCCCAGGCUCCCUCCCUCCUGACAAGGCUGGGGGAUAUCACGGCCGAGCUGGAAGAGAAACUGCAGAAGAGGAGAGCGCUAGAACACUGAUCCGAGCUCCCAGGGACUAGUGCCUAUCUCAGGACACAGUAGUCUCCUACCAGCUGUCCUCACUUAGGGGACUGGACAUGCUCAGCAUGAGGAAUGAGCCUGUUUUCCAGUGAAGCACAGAGCCCUGGGAAGAUUUGAGGCUAGCCUGAGCUGCACAAGAUUUCCACAGCAGCCUCGGCUACAGAGUGGGAUCUUGUUUAAUAAAGCAAAAAACA